Molecule: messenger RNA, 4065 nt
Organism: Caenorhabditis angaria
Lineage: Eukaryota; Metazoa; Nematoda; Chromadorea; Rhabditida; Rhabditidae
Source: the annotation of a GenBank genome assembly
AUGAAUUAUAGUUUGAAAAUUUUAAACUUGAGAAAAUUCCCGAUUUUUCCCUACCAGAUUCUUUCUUUGAACUCCGCUGCAAAAUGGAUUGUAAAAAAUACACUCGUGAGUAAUGAAAGCCUCACUCCACAAAUCAAACUUCGACUUAUCACAAUUGCGAGUCCGUUAUGGAUGAGCACACCAGAAGCUUGUCCGUUACCAGAUCCAUAUUGGGCAUUUUAUUGGCCAGGUGGUCAAGGCCUAACUAGAUAUAUUCUGGAUAAUCCAGAAGUUUUCAAAGAUUCGAGGAUUCUAGAUUUCGGAGCAGGUUGUGGCUCAGCGUCAAUUGCCGCAACUCAAGUUGGAGCCGGAAGAAUUCUCGCAAAUGAUAUUGAUAAAUGUAAGCGAAUUUUUCGGAAUGAAAACAAUUACAGACAAAUUUGCAGAUGCCUUAUUGUCCACAAAGCUAAACUUCAAAUUGAAUCAAAUAUCCGACUCAAAAAUCGAAUAUUCUUCCGAAAACUUCCUCGAAAAUCAGAAAAAUCUGCUGGAAUUUUUCAAGAAUUCGGAAAACAAUUAUAUCCUGUUAGGCGAUAUGUUCUACGAUUCUGAUUUUGCUGAAAUCGUAUUCUCAAGCUUGAAAAAAGUCCAGGGAUCGAGCCGGAAUUUGAGGAUUUUAGUUGGCGAUCCAGACAGACAUCCGUUGGCUGAAAAUGAUUAUCUGAAACGCUACAAAACAAAGUUCAGCAAAACCAAACUCUUCGAAUAUCAAUUACCAGGAUACGUGAUCAAAGAACAUUACGGUUUCAAUACUGCCAAAAUCUUUGAACUCCAGUUUUAGAAUGAAAUUAUAAUAUUUUGUGUAGUUCUUUUGGAAUUGGCAACACUCCAAAAGAGAGAUAAGAGCUUGACAAACAAAUUGAUUAGUUCAGUUUCUAUGUCAAACCCUCGUAAUUUUUGCAUAUAUUUUUCGGAACACGAUGAAAAUGAGCCCAAAAUUCUAACAUUUUUCGAGCACAUUUGGCGAUUUUUCGACGUAUUUUUACUGGAAAUCAGAAGCGAGCUGGAAAUCGACUAUACACCAAAAAUCAAAUGUAUCCAGAUUUUUUAAACUAUUUUUAAGUGUAGAAAUUUUAGGAGUGAUUUUCAGAUUGCUUCGAAAAUUCGGAAAUCGAAAAAAUCCGAGGUGGCGAGGAUUUCGAACAUUUCGUGGACAAAAUCCGGCAAAUCAAAGAUGAAAAUGAGGAAAUUGUGAUAAUUUUGGAGAAUCCGGAGAAGAAUGAUGAGAAUUCUAAAGGGGAAAAUUUGGAAGAAAGUCCGAUUUUUCCAUCCUCUUUACAACGUGGCAAAUAUGUGGGAGAUGGGGUUCAUGGAACUGUUAGAAUGUGAGUCUGAACAAGAAUUUUUGAGGAAAAAUAUUGAACAUUUGAUGAGAAAUAGGUCCUGGAACGAUUUCUAAAUCUAAAUGGGUCUCGAAACGAUUUUUUAUCUGAAAAUUGCGAAAAAUAGAUUAUGAGACGUUUCAGAGCUCAAAAAUGAACCCUGGAGCGAUUUUCAGCUGAAAAAUGUGUCCAGGGGCGGUUUAGAGCUCGAAACUUAUGAAAAUUGGAUCUGGUCUGAUUUUCGACUCAAAAAUGGGUCUCGGCACGAUUUUGCACAUGAAAAUGGGUCCUGAAGCGAUCGAAUUUUUUAAAUCUGAAAUUCCAGACAAAAAUUUAUAAAUUUAUUGGAAUGAAAUUCCAAAAAAAAUUUCACGUGAAAAAUGUGCCACGUGUUUUCAAUAAUUUCAUUUCCACAUUUCAAAUUCAGGGGCUUCCACGAAAAAUCGCAAAAAUGGUACGUGAUCAAAACAAUUCUAUCAACGAGUCAAAAUUCAUCACACGAAGCAAUUCAAAAAGAGAUUUUGGCUUAUAAAGAAUGUUCGAAAUGCGAAUUCGUCGUUGAUUAUUUCGGUUGUGAAGUUGGAGAAAAGAAAAAGGAAUUGGUGCUGGAAUAUAUGGAUAAAGGAGAUUUGAGAGCUUUUGGAGUUUUGCCAGUCGAAAUUCAUCAACAAGUUGGAUUGGCGUUGAUUCGAGGAUUGAAACAUAUUUGGAAAAGUGGACCCGGAUAUAUUCAUAGAGGUGAGAGAUUUGGUUGAAAAUAGAGAUGCUGACAAUUUUUUGUUGUUAGGAUUAAAUUUUGGAAACGGGAACAGUUCCUUUGAAAAUUAUUGAUUUUAUAAAAAAUAGGCUUUUGGGAAUUUUUUUUUUGAAAAUUUAAAUUUUUUUGAAACGAGUUCUUUUCAAGGUAAACCUAACAAACGCUGAGAACAUGAACAAAAUUUAAAUUUUCAAAUAUGAAUUUUUUGAAACAGUGAAGUUUUCGAAGAUUUUUGAAUUUGAAAUUUACAUCAGGUUUUUGAAUUUGAAAAAUUGAAAUUUUUUGAGAAAAAAUACCUGAAAUUAUGAAUUUGUUUAGAAAAUUUGCUGAAACACAAAAAAUACCAAUUUUCCCCCGAAAAUCCCAAUAUUUUCCAAGAAUCUCAAGUCUACCUGGGAGUAUUUUGAAAUGCAGUAUUAUCUGGAAAUUUUCAGAUUAUCUGGAAUUAUUUUUACAAAGAAAAACACACCCACUGAAAUCUUAGUAAUUAGCUAAUUACCUUGUGGGAUUUUUGGGAAUUUCAGAUUAAUUUAAUGAAUAAGUCCAGAUUACUGUAGCCAUUGAAAUUUGAAGACUUUUUCCAGAAAUCCCUGAAUUUUCAGCUUCAAAAACACCCACAGAUUUUUCAACCCAAAUUAAUUAGCAAAGUAAUCCUUAGGGAUUUUCCAAAUUCUCAAAAUUCAUAAACAAAAAGUGCUCUCUAUCUACAGUACCCCUCAUCCUAGAUAAAAUCUAUUUUCAGACAUCAAACCAGAAAACAUUCUGUGUAAUUCUUCCGGAUUUAUAAAAAUCUCUGAUUUCGGAGCGGCCAAGCGAAUUGAUAACACAUAUAAAAUUGCGUCAUCUGCAGCUGGAACUCUUUUUUAUCAAGCACCCGAACAACAAUUGGGAAUGGAUUAUAGGUACGGUAGAUUAAAGGAACAUGGGUCCUGAGGGGAAGAUUUUUGAGGAUCAAAAUUUGGGUGAAAACCUGAAAAGAGAUCCACGUGGCAUAGGGAUUAAGAGUACUGUAUUUAAAAGGAACAAAAUUUUGGUGCCAAAAAAUCCACGUGGCAAUUUUUCAUCAUUAUUUGUUUUUUUUUGCAGUGAAAAAGUGGAUGUUUGGUGUUUCGGUCUAACAUUGUGGGAACUUGCGAUUGGCCCGAAUUUGGAAGAUUAUUAUAAUAGUAUUUCUGAUGGUUCGGAUGAUGUUCAUGUUCCGAUUAUUGAUGGAUUUCCGACGAGUUUGGUCACAUUGAUCAGGAAUUGGUGGGUUUUGAGUUAUCAGCGGAGUGUUGUAGUUUUUUUUUUAAUUUUUGGAAAAUUUUAGUUGUGACGUGGCAACGUAUUUUGUACACUUUCUUUUUUUCAAAAUCUUGUGAUAUAUCGAAAUUCUAUGAAGCGAUUUAAUUUGAUUUACCUUUCUCAGAAACCUGCGAUAAUUAAAUUUAUUCAAAAAAAAUACGAACUCUGCUCUUCUCGAGUUUGCCACGUCAUAACUUUUUUCACAGUAGGUUUCAUCGAUUUCUGACUACACGAUGUUUUUCAGCGGGUCAAAAUUAGUCUGUAGAAAAUUCAGAGGAAUAAUUAUUUUUCGACUUCGCAGAAUAACUUCCAGCGUAAUCCAGCGGAGUGUCGUAGUUUUUUUUUUCAAUUUUUCAAAAUUUUCCCACUCAAAAAUUUUUUUGGUGACUAAUUUGGCCUGUCAGAUUUCAAAAAAAAAUUUUUUUUUGAAAAAGUUAUGACGUGGCAAAAUUCGCUCCCCAGAUUUUCGCUGUUUUCUGAUAUUUCUUCUCGCUCUCAAAUCCUAAUUAAAAUGAUAGGCUAUAAUCGGAUUUUCUCAUUUUUCACAGCCUUCGUCGAUCACCGGCUCAACGUUGGAAUGAGCAACAAAUUGAAUCAUGCGAUUAUUUGAAAAAUGUGCAAAUUGACCGAGAUUUGAUGCAAAGCUUUUUGAAUAAAUUUUGA